GACUGUACAUUUGUGUGCGUGUGUGUGUGUGUGGGUCGAUCAGCGAUGACGUGAGGUGAUUGUUGUCAGCAGCUGUUCAUCCUGAACACGAAGGAGAAGUGGAUGUGUGUGAGUGGAUCGCGUGUCCGUGAGCGCACCGUGACUCGUCUGGAGUGGAGGUAGUGGCGCCGGAUGACCCACGGACUGAGACACCGGAGCCUCGGCAGUCUCCCCGCCGCCGUGUGGCUUACAUAACGGACGGCGGCAUCGUUGAGAGCAGAUAACGGACGCGAUUCUCCAGCGCAGGUCGGAGUUGAAGCCAUUUUCUCUGCACAGGCCGACGGUCGCACCAGCUGAGCUCAAAGGCAUCAUUUAGUGUCCGUGUGCGCGCCGCACACAACCACCGCCGCCAGCAUGAACGUGGGCACGGCGCACAGCGAGGUGAACCCCAACACCAGAGUGAUGAACAGCAGAGGCAUGUGGCUGUCCUACAUCCUGGGCAUCGGCCUCCUGCACAUCAUCCUGCUCAGUAUCCCCUUCGCCACCGUCCCUGUGGUCUGGACCCUCACCAAUCUCAUCCAUAAUCUGUGCAUGUACCUCCUCCUGCACACGGUCAAAGGGACGCCCUUUGAGACCCCGGAUCAGGGCAAGGCCCGCCUCCUUACGUACUGGGAGCAGAUGGACUACGGCGUACAGUUCACCGCGUCACGCAAGUUCCUCACCAUCACACCUAUUGUCCUGUACAUCCUCACCAGCUUCUACACCAAAUAUGAUCGGGUCCAUUUUGUGGUCAACACUGUCUCCUUGCUCACUGUUCUCAUCCCCAAGCUGCCCCAGCUUCAUGGCGUGAGGAUCUUUGGGAUUAACAAGUACUGACAAGGCAGUAGAGGACGCCCCCCUUUCUUUUGCCCGAGUCCCCACGGACUGUGAGAGCACACAGAGUGUCGGCCUUAAGUUGGCCGCAGCUCCGCGAGGAUCAGUGGCUCUUUGGCUCCCGACUCUGAACGAAUCCGGCUGGGGACACUGCCAUGGUAUCAAACUCCAGGAUAGAGACACAGCACUCUGUAGAGAGAGAGAGAGCACAAAGGGAAUGUGUUCUGUUGUGACUGUUUUGAGGUCUGUCUCCCUCUCUCUCCUUCUCUCUCUCUCUCUCUCUCUGGGACACUUAAAAUGCAUAUGUAAUCAGAGAAGUGUUCUGAUGAGGUGUGUGAGGAGACAGAGGACAAUGUGGUUGCACAAAUGUUACGUGCCGUUUUACACGCAGUUUUCUUUUUGAUAACAGACUGCUGUGUUUACUCAGCUCGACUCUCUUGUUAAGCGUCCUCUUUCCUCAGGUCUCUGGGAUUAGGGGAAAGUAAUGCCGCUUUUCCACUACAAGUUUUUUUUGCUUUUACAUUAGUGAAAGUACCCAGUAUUUUUUUUUUUUAGUACCUGCUCUGGCGAAGGUGAAAGCUGGCUGAGCCGAUACGAUGCGUGACGUCGUCAGACUGCCGUCGGCUGAUUGGUCAGAGUGCAAGCCGAACAAUGCCGAUAUGUAGAUCAGUUAAAAAGACUUAAAAAUCCUGAAAACCUGCAUUAGUCUCCAACAUUGACUCCAACAGUCCGGUGUAUUUAGCGACCGCACUGCUGAAAGCCGGCGAUUGUGAGCCGAAUCACAACCCGUUCAGUUGUCUUUUACUUCAGUGACUGUGUCUGAGCUCCGGUCAUGCAGGAAGUACUGAAGUAAUCUUUUUAAUGAACUGAUUCUAAUGAUUCAGUUUCAUCCAGGCGAUGAACCCGCCCACGUUGAGGAAGUAAUAUAUUAUAAUUGAAGACCAACCAAUCCGCGCAGAGUCGAGUCGUGCCGGGACCAUGUAGUGGAAAAGCAGGCAUAACAAUACCUUAACGUAAUGUAAAGGGACAUGUGGACUCCUUCAGAGGCAAGACACUAUAGCCCUCACUACUCUGCUCAGGGCCAAGAAGUUAAGUUGGUCAACUCUUAUUUUAUCUCACCAUGUCCAUAUUUGGACUCCUCAUCCGGGGUUGUGUCACAGCAGGCCGUCUCUCUCCGCGGAGUCGUCUGGUCUGUGAGCAGCAAGAAUGCACAAGCGCACUGCAUCAUCCAUGCAACAAAACCAAAGCUUCUGAGUCUGCAGUUUAACAACUGUUCCUGUUUCUCACGUUAGUCAUUGUUACAAACGGAUGAGGUCACACACUGGUCAAAAUGACUGAAUCUGGAAUAGCUUCUCUAUCACAUAAAUGCCUUACUAAGCACAUUCUGUAAAGAGAAGCAUGUGUCACCCGUGUCAUGUGACCAGAAUGUGACCAGCUGUGUGUACUGGUUAGAAGAGAAAAGAAGAGAAACGCUGAACAGACAAGUGAUAUCGCUGUCGAACAUCAAGAACUGUCUCGCCAUCCUUAGGUGUUAGUGUAUAAGACACACGUGCAGUCUGAAGCAAUCCAGCACAACAAUCCUCCUGUUAAGUAAUGAUAUUUUCAGCUGUUUAUCGAAGUAUCACACAUCCAUUUAAACACUGACCAAUGAAAUAUGAAAUAUGCUUUCAUUAAUUAUCACCUUAAAACUAUUAUUGUAGAACAAACUCUGUUUGUACGGUAGCCCAGAAUGGACAAAUCAAACCCCUGGUUCUAGGCUUUGGCUUUUCAUGGUUCACACAUGAAUGGAGAGCGUGAAGAAAAUUGAACUACAAACAAGUUAUUUGUUUACUUUUUAACGUAGUUGAGGACGAAAACUGACAUUUCUUUUGUAAGUUUUCUUUUUUUAUUAUUAUUUGCUGUUUACAAAAUGAUUUGGUACACGGUUCAUUGUAAAAGUGCUAAUUGAUGCAGCUUUACAUUUCUUUCUUUUUGACUUGGUUAAAGUCAAGUUGAAUAGCUGUAAUGAUAUUGGUCUACUAAACCUCAUAAGGUUAAUAAAUGAAGUAAUACUAGGUCAAAUUGUUGUUUUACUCUCCCAUCUUUUUAGGAUCAGAGGAAAUGAAUAGGGACAUUGUUUUGUAUAAUUCCGUUUUAUUACUUUAUGUGGGGGGAGGAUGACUGAAGUGUCCAUGAGCCAUUUCAUCGGGGAUAAGUUGGAAAUGUUAGUGUCGUUAGUCAUGAUUUUAGUUGACUCACAAAACAGAAAUUCCCUCCCUUUAGGAUCAAGUUUGUAUCUGCUUUAGAGGAAAUACGGAACGGACUAAAGUGACAUCUGACUGACAUGUUUGACAAAAUGACACGUGAAAUAUGAAGUCAAAGGUCAUGUCAUUGUCAUCAUUUGCUUCCUUCUGUGUUUUAUGAACAUAUGAAAUGUGUUUACUGGCGUUAUCCUGAGCAGUGUUAACAUUAAUAGUGCAGCAGUUGCAGCUUUUCAGUCACAGACUAGUUUUAUUCUGUUCCAUGUUCUGUUCAUUCUUGCUGAAACCAAAAUGAUUCCAUUCUGUUAGGAAUUGGCAUAUUUUGUUACUGACGCAGCCAAUGAUGAGCAUGUUUCUCUGCUGCUGC
Messenger RNA from Solea solea (common sole), 3459 nucleotides. It is a transcript of the gene ormdl3, whose product is annotated as ORMDL sphingolipid biosynthesis regulator 3. Gene Ontology annotation, biological process: intracellular sphingolipid homeostasis; negative regulation of ceramide biosynthetic process; ceramide metabolic process. Bases 394 to 855 code for a protein of 153 amino acids. Lineage: Eukaryota; Metazoa; Chordata; Actinopteri; Pleuronectiformes; Soleidae. The transcript is spliced from 4 exons. The record is from RefSeq and is a predicted model, not a curated record. Gene Ontology annotation, cellular component: endoplasmic reticulum membrane.